AGUGGUCCUAGUGCCAGGUCUUGUCACAAGAUGUGCAUCGACAUUCAACGAAGGCAGAUCUACACGCUGGGACGCUAUCUGGAUUCCUCCGUGAGGAACAGCAAGUCUCUGAAGAGUGACUUCUAUCGCUACGACAUUGACACAAACACAUGGAUGUUGCUCAGCGAAGACACUGCGGCGGAUGGAGGUCCAAAACUGGUGUUUGAUCAUCAGAUGUGUAUGGAUUCUGAAAAACACAUGAUCUAUACCUUCGGGGGCCGAAUUCUGACGUGCAACGGCAGUGUUGAUGACAGCAGAGCCAGCGAACCGCAGUUCAGCGGGUUGUUUGCUUUUGACUGCCAGUGUCAGACAUGGAAACUUUUGAGAGAGGAUUCCUGUAAUGCCGGACCUGAGGAUAUCCAAUCCCGGAUAGGACACUGUAUGUUGUUCCACUCUAAAAAUCGCUGCUUGUAUGUGUUUGGUGGCCAGAGAUCGAAGACUUACUUGAAUGACUUCUUCAGUUACGACGUAGACAGCGAUCACGUGGAUAUCAUAUCUGACGGCACUAAGAAGGAUUCAGGGAUGGUUCCAAUGACAGGUUUCACUCAAAGGGCUACCAUUGAUCCCGAACUGAAUGAAAUCCAUGUCUUGUCAGGGCUCAGUAAAGACAAGGAGAAGCGGGAAGAGAAUGUAAGGAAUUCCUUCUGGAUUUAUGACAUUGUGAGGAACAGCUGGUCUUGUGUCUAUAAGAAUGACCAAGCAGCAAAAGAGAAUCCAGGUAAAAGCCUUCAGGAAGAGGAGCCCUGCCCAAGGUUUGCCCAUCAACUGGUGUACGAUGAGUUGCACAAGGUUCAUUACUUAUUUGGAGGGAAUCCUGGCAAAUCCUGCUCUCCAAAGAUGAGAUUAGAUGAUUUCUGGUCUCUGAAGCUCUGUCGACCUUCAAAGGAAUACCUGCUAAGACAUUGCAAAUACCUCAUAAGAAAGCACAG
Tauraco erythrolophus (red-crested turaco) is the source of this 968-nucleotide messenger RNA. The record is from RefSeq and is a predicted model, not a curated record. NCBI's taxonomy places the organism in Eukaryota, Metazoa, Chordata, Aves, Musophagiformes, Musophagidae.